Messenger RNA from Notechis scutatus (mainland tiger snake), 1065 nucleotides. RefSeq names its product coiled-coil domain containing 89 (gene CCDC89). The record is from RefSeq and is a predicted model, not a curated record. NCBI's taxonomy places the organism in Eukaryota, Metazoa, Chordata, Lepidosauria, Squamata, Elapidae.
AUGCCUCAGGACGGGAAGAACCCCCAAAUAUCCAAAGAUAUGGAAGGAGAACUAGAAUGGAGCAUGGGGGAUCCUUUCGACCAGUUGGAGAAGCUCCAUGGUCUUUCUGAUGAGGAGAAGGGCGAGAAGGCCCUGUUACGUUCGCGCCUCAACGAACAGUCUCAGCUGAUCUGUAUCCUCAAGAAGAGAGCUGACGAUCAACUCUUGCGCUGUAAGACGCUGGAACAGAUCAAUGCCGAGCUGGAGCAGGCGAGAGCAGAGGACUCUUUGCGGCUGGAGAAUCAGACACGGCGCAUCCAGCACCUGGAGCAGCGUUUUAUGGACUUGGCUGCCAACCACGAAGAAAUGAUCCGCUUCAAAGACGAGCACAAACGGCAAAAUAAGCAGCUCUGGGAAGAAAACAGCCGCCUGCGUCAAGAAAACGAAAGCCUCUUCAGCCAACCUUUGAAAGAUAAAGAAGUAGAACUGGCCCGGCUUUCUUCUGAAUUCAAGAAAGUUUCCACAGAUAUGGAGGCCUUGAAGAAGACUUAUCAACAGCGCUGUCGUUCAGCCGAAGAACGAGAGAAAGAACUUCUGGAAGGCCAGAGGGAACAAACCAGAAUCUACACCAAGGAGAUGGACUCCUUGAAAAGGCAACUGGACGUCCUGCAGAAGAAGCAAAAACCGAUCCUUGACCAACUGGAACACACAGAGAGGCAGCUAAGAGAAACGGAGAGCAGCCUGCAAGUUAAGCUAGAUGUCCUCACAAAGGAGAAAGAGGACUUGUUGAAGCUGGCGAUGGAGAGAGGCAAGGUGCUUCAGGAAAAGCAACGGGAAAUCCUUCAGCUGGAGAAGAAGGGGGAGGAUAUGGAGAAGGCCAAGCAGGCCGCCGAGCUGCAGUUUGAGACAGAAGCUGCAAUGGUGGAUAGUAACCUCCGAGUUAGAGAUUUAAAGCGGCGUCUUGAGGGGGCAGAACAAGCCUACUCCGAGCUCCGGAUGCAUUUCGAAGCUUACCGAAAACACAGCACCGAACUGCUGAACAAAGAGAAAGAGUUAAAUACCAAAUUACGCCAUUUUAUGGCGUAA